GCCUGUCGCUUUAAAUCACUAGAAGUGUACUCUUGUUUUACCUUUUUUUACGCCUUUCUCUUCUUCUUGUUCUUCAACUGUCUCUGUCUGGAUUUAUAUGUGUUGUCAGCACAAAAUAUAUAUUUUAUAAAAGUAUACUUACUACUGAACAGCGGAGCACACACCCCAACACACCCGUGUUUCAUUUAUUAUAGAAUAAAAUUUCGAACCGAGCCAGAAGUAGUCACUUCGUCUUGAGUCUCGUACGUGAGAGUUUGUCCUCACGAAAAUUUAAAUAACGAUUCGUUUUUAUUUAUUUACUAAUUAUUAUUAUUAUUAUUUUGUUUAUUAUUAAAACAAAAUAUUGGUUAUAAAAGUAAGGUUGGUAAAUAGAUACGACGAAAGUCCUUGUCAAUUAAAAUAAUAAAAUCUAAGUGGAUAGCCGAGUGAAUUUCCAUCUGGUUUUAUUCACAUUCACCGAACAAGUGUCGUUAAUAAUCCAGAAUAAUCCUCAUUAUUACUAUUCAUUUAAUUUUAAAAUAGUGCCAUGAUGAAUUACAGUAGUGACAUGUCGACGAAUGUGGAGAAUAACAGAACGCAAAUACGGAGAACAACAUGGAAUGAUGAGCCAGAAUUCAGUAAUGCAAGUAUUCUAAAUAGCAUGGAAAAAUUUGUAAAAGCAGUUAAUGAAAUGGAGGAGACGAUAUUGGUGCCAUCGAGAUUAUUGGAUCUUGCAGUAGGCGAUGCUGGUGAUACAGUAUGCCAAAAAGGCAAGAGUACAAUUAAGGAUACAAUGCCCAAUACGGAUCUCUAUCGACUGUACAACAUUGUCAAUACGCUUAAAUUAGAGCUACUGUGGUCACAAAAGUCCAGUAUUGAGGCUCAGGACGAAGAAAAUGAAGAAGAAGAUAAUAAUAAUCGUCGAGCUGUUAAAUCAAGACCAGCAACUAUUCCAUCGACAGCAACAACAUCCCUCACAGCAAAUUCAACAAAUUCAACAACUUUAACAGGUAUAACACCAUCCAGUGUAACAUCUGUUACAGAUAAAUCCGUCGAGAGUGCUGCUGUAAGACUUGGUCACACACGGUGUCCCAGCACCACCUCAAUGCAAAGCGCAUCCUCAGUGAUAUCAAGUAUAAGCUCAAGUGAUUCUGAUUCGGAUAUGGGAGUGGAAAAUGACUCUGGACUGGAAAGUGAAGAUCAACCUGAUAGAUUUGCUAAUCAAGCUGCUGAUAAUUUCCGCCGUCAUUUACGUGGUCUUCAUCGCAGUAUCAAGCGCAUGACCCAGGCUGCUGAGUAUCUAUCGUUGAGAUAUCAAGCCGAUGUUGGUGGACAAGUUUGAUUUCAGCUCACCCCAACAUUUGUUUAGUAAUAAUAAUAAUAAUAAUAACAACAACAACAACAACAACAACAACAACUAUUUGAUAAAUAACAACUAAAAUAAUUCAUCAAUAAAACUUGUUCAAUUUCUUAUAAAUUCUUCCCUUAUAAAAAUAAUUUAUAUCAUUCCUCGUUAAUAAAUCUAAUUAACUCUAUUAAAAUAUUAUUUACAAUUUGUAAUUUAUUGUGGCGUAUUAUUAUAAUAAAUAUUACAUUAAUCAGUAAUAGUUAUUAAGAAUAAAGUGUCUCAAGUAGGUUGAAAUUUUUUAAAAAAAUAAUUAAAAGGAGAUUUAUAAGUGCUGUUGAUAGACGUAAUUUAUUAGUAGAUAGUUGUCGUGUGUGCUAAUCAACAACAACAACAAGUAGAACAAGUUUAUUGUUUCUAAACAUCAAUUUAUAAUUUAAUUUUUUGUGAGCUGGGUGAAAACGAAUGUUUUAUUAUUUUAAAAGUUGAAAUAAUAUGCGAGUGGAUACGUGCGAUAUUUAUAAUUUUAAUUGAAUGUUAAACAUGAUUCCUCAAUAAAUAAUAAUUAUUAUUAACAGAGUAUUGCCUUGAAAAUUUAAGUAGUAUAUUAGCUAAUGUUUCUAUUAUUAAAUUUUUUUUUUUUUUUUUUUUUUUUUUUUGUUUCUUUCUUUGGAUACAUUAUUUGACAAUAUUGAUAAACUAUAAGAUAAUAGACUUUAAGAAUAACUAUUUUGCAAGGGAUUAUGAUAUAUAUUUGGUUGACAUAAAAUAUUAUUGUGCAUCUCGUGUGAGCUUGCUAAAAAAUAUAUUAUUUUCGCCGGCAAUAGUUGUUUAACCUGCUAUUAUUAUUUACAACUAUUUUUUCUUUUCUUAUUUUGAUAAUUAAUAUAAUUUGGUUAUGAAAGUUAAAUAUAAAAUUGAACAAACUAAAUUUAAAUAAAUUAAAAUCAGUCUAAUUAGUGAUUACUCUUCUGAAAAAUUGUAUACCGAGAGUCGCUCUCAUUUAACGUAAUUUUAAAAAAAUAAUAAUAAAUAAAAAAGUAAUAAUGCGGGUGUCGAUAAUGUAUAUAGAAUUGAAUUCCCUUAUUAUUUAUUUUUUAUUACGAAAAUAUUAUAAAACAAAUGAAAAAAAAAAAGAAAUAACAAUAAUUAAAUACUAUUUAUAACUAAGACGAUUAAUUUUAUCCGUAAAUAAUUAAAUUUAAACAAGUCUAUUAAAAGAACAAAAUUAAAUUAGUUCAAUUAAUUGAUAUAGUAAUUAAUAAAUUAAUUAUAGAAUUAAAUAACGUAAAUAAUAAUAAAUAAUAUUAUUAUUUUAUUUGAAAUUUAUUGCAUUUUUGUAUUUGGCAUGGAAAAAUAAUAGA
Messenger RNA from Microplitis demolitor, 2688 nucleotides. RefSeq lists its product as uncharacterized. Gene Ontology annotation, cellular component: cytosol. The record is from RefSeq and is a predicted model, not a curated record. Lineage: Eukaryota; Metazoa; Arthropoda; Insecta; Hymenoptera; Braconidae. The coding region runs from base 527 to 1321 and encodes 264 amino acids. The transcript has 2 exons. Gene Ontology annotation, biological process: regulation of lipid biosynthetic process.